Osmerus eperlanus (European smelt) is the source of this 2798-nucleotide messenger RNA. It is a transcript of the gene ranbp3b, whose product is annotated as RAN binding protein 3b. Gene Ontology annotation, cellular component: cytoplasm; nuclear pore. Gene Ontology annotation, molecular function: GTPase activator activity. Bases 83 to 1633 code for a protein of 516 amino acids. The record is from RefSeq and is a predicted model, not a curated record. Lineage: Eukaryota; Metazoa; Chordata; Actinopteri; Osmeriformes; Osmeridae. Gene Ontology annotation, biological process: protein export from nucleus. The transcript is spliced from 17 exons.
GAGAGUCAAGCCGGUUCCAAGGAAGCAUUGUACAAUAACUUAUUUUUGCGCGGUGGUUUGUGGGUGUGAGCAAAGAAGUAAAAUGGCGGACUUGGCAAACGAAGAGAAGCCUGCCAUAGCACCACCAGUGUUUGUUUUUCAAAAGGAUAAAGCACAGAAGAGAUCAGCUGAUGGAUCGAGUGCAGAAGAUGGAGAAGAUUCAGACAAAGACCAAGGAGGUUAUUGUCCACCGGUUAAAAGGGAAAGAACUUCAUCGCUAACUCAGUUCCCACCCUCACAUUCUGCUGCCAAGAACAAUGUGUUCAUGCCCUCAAGUUUCUGUCAGUCACCAACUGGGAACUCUGACUCGGAGCCAGAGGAGAAGCCUGUUGGAUUUCGUUUAAAACCACCAACCCUCAUCCAUGGACAAGCUCCAAGUUCAGGUGUCCCAAGUCAGAAACCCAAGGAGCAGCAGCGCAGUGUACUCCGACCAGCCCUGCUCCAGGCCCCGCCCUCCAAGGCCCACACAGAGUCCAACUCCAGCUGUGGGACCAAUGGAGUACAGAAGUCCUCAGACGGGGCAUCAUUGGGGCAGCCUGUCUUCCUGAACAACACUGAGCACUCGGCUGGCCCUGCCACAUCGCCGAUGCAUGAAAAGGAGGAAGAUGAUGCGAGUGGAAACAAAGGGGAAGGUGGAGAGGAUUCUUCUGCAGCCUCCUCCUUUGUUUUUGGGCAGAAUAUCAAAGAUAGAGCAAAGUUGGAGGUAAACAGCACAGAUGGCAAGUCGAAAGACCCAAGUCUGAUCAACCAGGCCGAGGGCACCAAUUAUUUCUUACAGUACAUCGGCACCCCCAGUGCAAAGAACACCGCAAACAAAACAGACACCGGAGCAAAGUUUGUCUUUGGACAGAAUAUGUCUGAGCGAGUACUGAGUCCCCCCAAGGGUGAGCCAACAGUAGAGGAGAGUAAAGAGGCCCCAGCUGCCCCUGCAUCUGAGCCAUCCUCACAGGAACCCACCCCAGAGAAGGCAAACAGCAUCACAGAGUCUCUGGAAGAAUCUGCAGCAGCCUACACCAAAGCCACAGCCAAGAAGUGCAUCUUAGAGAAAGUAGACGUCAAAACUGGAGAAGAAUCGGAGAGCAAUGUUUUACAGAUCCAAUGCAAGUUGUUUGUGUUUGAGAAGACUGCACAGUCAUGGAUAGAAAGAGGUCGAGGGCUUCUCAGACUCAAUGACAUGGCGUCCACAGAAGACGGAACACUACAGUCUCGUCUAGUAAUGCGAACCCAGGGCAGCUUGCGUCUAAUCCUCAACACCAAGCUGUGGCCUCAGAUGCAGGUGGACAAAGCCAGUGAGAAGAGCGUGCGGAUCACUGCCAUGGACACAGAGGACCAGGGGGUUAAGGUCUUCCUAAUAUCGGCUAGUUCGAAGGACACAGGCCAGCUUGCCGCCGCGCUGCACCACCGUAUCCUGGCUCUGAAGAGCAGAGCGGACCAGGAGCCUGAAGCCCCAACCACAGCCAUUCCUGAGGCCGACGUGCCGCAGUCAAACGAGGACGACAGUGACGAGGACGAGGUGGCCAACACUGCCUCUGCAUCCACUCCUGCUGGAGGUAACUCAGAUGGAGGAGAGACCCCAGCAGCUGGAAGCACAUAACGUCACCCUAAUGGAUGGCCUGCCAGGAGGCUGCCUUUUUGGGUAUUUUACUGCAGGCAUCUCUAUGGACAACCCUGACCAACAUGGUCCCCCCCCCCCCCAGACUAGUACUUUUGGAUAUUAGAAGUCUAUCUCCAGGAAGAAGAAAGAAAAAAAAACUACCUUGUACUGGAGUGUCUCACCUGACUUGUGCAGUUCGUCUUUUGUCUGCAGUCAACAUCAAAUCUGGAGCUACUUUCUCCCCAGUUUGUGUUUUACUGUUUUUUUUUCUUUUUUUUUUCGAUAGCUAAAAUAAAGACUUCAAAGCUUUGGUUUGGGACUUGGCUGCUCAUCAUAUUGAUGAGCAUGAGGGUGUUUCCUCUCCAUUUAAGGUAUGGCACAUGUCAAGACUGCAGUUUCUACUUUGGGACCUUUUUACUCACUCUUCUACCAUACCUCUGGAAGACACACUUCCAGGCGGGCGACUCAUUGUCACAGUGUAUCGUGUUGACUAGUCAUCCAGUCAGCUGUUUGUACCUCCAUUUCAACCAGUUCAACCCUGCCCCUCAACCCAAGUUUGUUGGAUAGUUUCUGGUCAUGUAACUUAUUUCGGUUUACAAUAUUAUACAUGAGUCAUCUAAUUCGGUAAAACACAUUUAUGCACUGUAACAGCUAGCCAAUACCACUCAGUCUAAAAUAAAAGCAGUUUCAUAUAUUUCCGAAUGACCUAGUGAAUAAAGGACUAAAACAACAUGCUCUGUCCUCUUGUGGGUUAAUGAUAAGGAUAUAACCAAAGGAGAAGGACUCACCAAGGUUUCUCUUCAGUUAUAUAACUUUGUGUUAUAGUUGUUGACCCUCAUGGGGUAAUUCUUUGUCAUGUUUUUCCAGAGAUUAACUAGACAGCAUUGAUCAACAUUCUGCAUGUAACUGUAUUUCUUUCCAACAUUUCAAGGGUUUAUAUUGUGUUAAUACAUAUUCUUUUGAUAAUAUUAUAUAAACUUUUUAUUCAUUGUCAUUUGCAAAAAACAAGUUGUAAUGAAGAUUAUUUUGUGUGGAGUGCAUUUAGACAACUGAACUACCCUUGAAUGUCAUGUAUAUUUGAAUAUAUUAUCAUUUAGUAGAACACCAUGUUUCUUGACUCCUCUGACUCCUUUCCUCUUUACAAAAUAAAACAUUUUGGACUGAA